UUCCGCCAUUUAUCUUUCCUCUUUUGGAACAAUAUUAUCUAGGUGUGAACAAUGGCAAAUGUAGAAAGUGGUGUUUGAGUGGGAUGAAGCUUUACCUCGGCCAACACAACACGUUAUAUAUCAGAAGCCACUAACCCAAGAAAAAGGUCUAAAAAUGAAACAGAAAAGGAAGGAAAUGAACCUCUGACGACAUUUACAGAGAUAGUGGAGAAUAUUGGAUGACGCAAUAUCUGAACACCCACAUAUGAACAUAAUAUAUACAGAGCGUAAUAAUUUGUGUUGCCUUUGAAUGAGGGCAGUGAUGGACGGUGUGGAGAAGGGUAAGAAGAAGAGGGUGGUGGGCGUUAGGGUUAGGGGGGAGGAAGAGAGAGAGACGGCGCAGAAGCAGAAGCUUGAUCAGGAGGGCCCCACCCAGGAGGAGGUCGACCACUUCUUCGCCAUACUCCGCCGGAUGAAGCUCGCUCUCGUUCACUUCCACCGCAAACCAAACGCCGCCAACCACUGGAGGGAGACACUCGAGGAAACUCACCUCACCUUCCGUCACCCUCCCGUCGAAAACAACGCCGCCGAUCGUUUUGAUCUCAACGCCGUCGCUCCUGAGGCCGCCGACACCUAGUUUUGUGUGUGGGACGAAGAAAACAAUUUCUGCAUUAUUAUUAUUUUUUUCCUUCUCUGAAUUAACUACCUGUAGCCGGGAAAUAGGUUUUCCUCUUAAACUCAAUUUCAUCUAUUUCUUUGACGUACUUAAUUGCUUAUUGGCUCUCUGAACGCUACAAUAAUUGAACUUUGGAGUAUUAGAAACAGGUUUAUCGUUCUCUUUGUAUUA
Messenger RNA from Vigna angularis (adzuki bean), 826 nucleotides. RefSeq lists its product as uncharacterized. The record is from RefSeq and is a predicted model, not a curated record. The transcript has 2 exons. Lineage: Eukaryota; Viridiplantae; Streptophyta; Magnoliopsida; Fabales; Fabaceae. Bases 290 to 616 code for a protein of 108 amino acids.